AUGGAACAAGCCUCGAACGUUGGCGACACUCUAAAACUCUAUCAACUAAUCCGUAAAGUUAGCGGUAAGCCCUCUACACUGAGUGACUCAGUUCCCGACGUGAAUGGCGGCCUUAUUGCUGACAACUUGCCAAAGUCGAGCGCUGGCGUGAGUACUUUGAGCAUCAUCUCAACUUCGAUACUCAACAUACCUCACCCUUGCUCUCCUCUGCAACGGAGUUCUUUUCCCUCUGCAACCUAUGCAGUGUCAUGCGACCCCCCUUCUGAAGUAGAGGUCGUCGAUGCCAUACGAAAGCUACGCAACAACAAGGCACCCGAAAAGCACGGUAUACCCCCUGAAAUCUACAAGUCUUGUGCCGACACUCUGGCGCCCUGGCUCCAUGAGGUGAUUGAACAAGCGUGGAGAGACGAGGUUGCUUCUGAUGUCUGGGGCUUAGGCAUCCUUGUAUCUAUCCUCCAGAAGGGAGAUAAGAUGACAUGCGAGAACUACUGCGGCAUAAGCCUCUUCGACGUUGCUUCGAAGAUCUUCGCAAUCUUCCUACUCAGGCGAUUCCGGGCUGUGCGUGACUAA
Spirometra erinaceieuropaei is the source of this 570-nucleotide messenger RNA. NCBI's taxonomy places the organism in Eukaryota, Metazoa, Platyhelminthes, Cestoda, Diphyllobothriidea, Diphyllobothriidae. The record is from the annotation of a GenBank genome assembly.